Messenger RNA from Ficedula albicollis (Collared flycatcher), 4843 nucleotides. RefSeq names its product topoisomerase (DNA) II binding protein 1 (gene TOPBP1). Gene Ontology annotation, biological process: DNA replication initiation; mitotic G2 DNA damage checkpoint signaling; mitotic DNA replication checkpoint signaling. Bases 318 to 4790 code for a protein of 1490 amino acids. NCBI's taxonomy places the organism in Eukaryota, Metazoa, Chordata, Aves, Passeriformes, Muscicapidae. The transcript is spliced from 27 exons. The record is from RefSeq and is a predicted model, not a curated record.
GGUCUGUGGGAGCCGGGAGCGCCGGGUGCCCUGCCCCGCAGGGACCCUUCCGAGUGGGCCUCGGGCCCCGUGGGGAACGGGCUUCCCCGUGGGGAAGGGUUCUGCCGGUGGGGAACGGGCCUCUCGGCUGGGGGCCGGCCAGUCCCGCUCCUCCGUCCCCGUUUGAAGUCGGCGCCGCCGAGGCCGGGCGGCGUGUGCCGGGCCCGCGGCCCGCCGGGGACAGGGACAGGGACAGGGACGGGGACGGGGGCGAAAGGACUUCCGGGCUGCGGCGGGGAUGUUAGGGCGCUCACUGGGUUUUGCUUCUUAGUUGAAGGAUGAGAAGUAGCAAGGAGCCGUUUUUUGUGAAGUUCAUAAAGUCUGCCGGGAGUUCGCAGUAUUUUUCUAAAGCUCUUGAGUCUAUAAAAGAAUUCCAGUCAGAAGAACAUCUCCAGAUCCUUGAAGAAGAAACAGUACUGAGUAUAAAAGAAAAUGACAAAUCACUUUACAUUUGUGAUCCUUUCAGAGGCGUGGGUUUCAGUCAUCUCAAAAAGCUCGGCUGUAGGAUUGUUGGACCACAGGUGGUUCUGUACUGCAUGCAGUCGCAGCGAUGUGUCCCGAGAGCUGAGUAUCCUGUGUACAACAUGACCAUGGCCGAUGUCACUGUGUCCUGUACCAGCCUGGAGAAAGAUGUGAGGGAAGAAGUUCAUAAAUAUGUGCAAAUGAUGGGUGGAUGUGUAUACAGAGACCUCAACUUGUCAGUAACUCAUCUUAUAGCUGGAGAAGUUGGCAGCAAGAAAUACUUGGUAGCUGCUUCCCUGAAGAAACCUAUUUUACUUCCCUCUUGGGUUAAGACAUUGUGGGAUAAGUCUCAGCAAGGCAUAAUGAGGUACACUGAUGUUAACAUGGAAGACCACACUUGUCCUGUGUUCCUUGGCUGCACGAUUUGUGUCACUGGCUUAAGCAGCUCUGACAGGAAAGAAGUGCAGCGCCUCACUGCUGAGCACGGUGGGCAGUACACGGGGCAGCUCAAGAUGAAUGAGUGCACUCACCUCAUAGUCCAAGAGCCAAAAGGUCAGAAGUAUGAAUGUGCCAGAAAGUGGAACGUGCACUGUGUGUCUGUGCAGUGGUUUUCUGACAGCAUCAAGAAAGGCUUCUGUCAGGAUGAGACAAUGUAUAAAGUAGAGGCUGGAUCAAAACUGAGUAAUGCACCCAGUACAUCAACACCUACGAAUGACACCAGCAAGCCUCCUAGUCAUUCUCUUUCAGAUGUCAGCCACAUUUCCAAUAUCAAUUUGAGUGGUGUUAAUGAAACUGCAUAUAGUUCAGCUAUGAGCAGCAGACUGGAGCCUCUUUCUGAUGAGCUGGAAAAGUUGGACACAAGUUCUUUUCAAGCCCCUGAAGAUUUGUUAGAUGGAUGUCGAAUCUAUCUCUGUGGCUUCAGUGGCAGGAAGUUGGACAAGAUGAGAAGGCUUAUUAAUUGCGGAGGUGGCGUUCGAUUUAAUCAACUUAAUGAAGAUGUUACUCAUGUCAUUGUGGGGGAAAAUAAUGAUGAGCUGAAACACUUUUUGGACAAGACAACUCACAGGCCUCAUAUAGUGACAGCAAAGUGGUUGCUGGAGUCAUUUGGUAAGGGUUUUCUGUGUCCAGUGGAGCACUAUAUCCCUCUAAACUACCAGCUGUUGGAGAAUCCAAUUUUAGAACAACCUGGAAAGAAGUCAAUUUUUCCCAAAAAAUCCAGACUCUUGAAGAAAGACACUGUGAACAUUAUAGAGCACCAGAAAGCUGCUGAAGAUGACUUCCUCUCUCAAUAUGUAAAUAAUUAUUCUACACUAGAUGAAGUUGAAAAACUAACAUCCAGAACCUUCAGUGACUCGACUGCCCAAGGAGAGAAUCUACCUUCUGUCUGUAAUGGGACUUUGGCAGAGUCUUCUACACUGGCUGAAGGAGGCUUAUUUUUCAGGAAGAGAUUUCUUCUUAUGGGUUUUGGUGAAGAGGAUGAGUCCUGCCUUGUAGACAUUAUAAAUGAGAAUGCUGGGGAAGUUCUGCCAUUGCAAAGCAGAACCGUUGCAGACUAUGCUGUGGUACCUUUAUUAGGGUGCACCGUGAAGGCAACUGUUGGUGAUGUCGUCACAAAUACAUGGCUGAUCACAUGCGUGGAACAGCAGGCCCUUUUAGAUCUCCGAUCCAAUCCACUUUUCACCCCAGUCCUGGUAAUGGAAGGAGCUACCCCUCUGGAAGAUUGUGUUCUUUCUUUUAGCCAGUUCACUGGUGCAGAGAGAGACUCCCUUGUUUAUCUGGCAGAACUGCUGGGAGCCAGAGUCCAAGAAUUCUUUGUGCGGAAAGCCAGUGCCAAAAAGGGAAUGUUUGCCAGCACCCAUCUUGUGGUGAGAGAACCAAAUGGCUCCAAGUAUGAAGCUGCAAAGAAGUGGAAUCUGCCAGCAGUCACUGUAGCUUGGCUUUUGCAGUCUGCAAGGAUGGGAAAGAGGGCAGAUGAAAGCAAGUUCUUGGUUGAAAAUGCAGAGGCUGAAGAUACGGAGAGUUUCAUUACUCAGCUUAGCAAGACACCAGCAACUAUUAAAUCUCCUGAUUCAGAACAGGCUACUCGUCUCCUUGAAGCCGGAAACAAAGGAGCUGUGACCCCUCUUGAUAUCAAAAGGUUCCAGAGUAAAGCUUUCCAAGCUGUAAUCUCUCAUAAUACUGGAAAGACAACUCCUGUUGCACAAGGGGGACCACUCCAGAAAGAACCAUCUUUAAAUCUUGACACACCAUCAAAGUUUCUUUCCGAAGACAAGUUGUUUAAGCCUUCUUUUGAUGUAAAGGAUGCUCUGGAAGCUCUGGAAACUCCUAAAGGUCCUGAACAAAGAAUCAGGAGACUGAGCACACCUCUCUCUGAAGUCAUUGGCAGAAACUUGAAAGUGGCACUGGCAAGCAGCACAAUGCACACAGCAGCUCUUACUGCCAGCCCUCAGUUGGCUGCUGCACAGCCAGAAGUGGAAGAAGAGCCCAAGCCUCUGGCUGAUGCUGUUAUAUAUGUUAGUAAAAAAUUUAGUAAAAGGCAAAGGGAGCUGAAUGCAGUAGCAGCUUCUCUUGGAGCAGACUACAGAUGGUGCUUUGAUGAAACAGUAACACACUUCAUCUAUAAGGGAGGACAGAAUGAUAACAAUAAGGAGUACAAAUCUGUUAAAGAACGGGGUAUACAUAUUGUUUCAGAACAUUGGCUUUUAGAGAGUGCCCGAGAAUGUAAACGGCUUCCUGAAUCUCUCUUUCCUCACACUUACAAUCCCAAAAUGAGCUUGGACAUCAGUGCAGUGCAAGACGUCAGGCUCUCCUCCUCCAGUAAACCUCUUUCAACUGGAAAACCAGCAGAGGAAAAUGAGAUUAUUCCUGUGUAUGAAGAUGAUACUGAAGAUGAUGUAACUACUGAUGAAAUAAAGAAAACAGUCAGUGUAGGAGAAGAACAAAUUGUAGCAAGUGAAUCCAAAGGAGUUUUAACCCAAGCACUAGAAAUGAGGGAGAACUUCCAAAAGCAGCUGCAGGAGCUCAUGUCUGCCACAUCACUAGUGAAACCACAAGGGCAAAGAGGAUCCCUUUCCAGGAGCAGCUUUGAUGGUUCUCCAGCCACUCCUGAUAGCGCACGGUCUGUGCGAAAUGGCCGCAGUAGGGUCUUGGAAGCUCUAAGGCAGUCCCGCCAGGCAAUGGCAGACAUAAACACAGAGCCAUCCCAGAGUGAGCAGAUCAUUUGGGAUGAUCCUACUGCGAGGGAAGAGAGAGCAAGACUUGUCAGCAACCUUCAGUGGCCUGAUAGUCCUUCACAGUACCUUGAGCAAGCUGUUCCUGAGGCUGGGGAUGGAGAUGUGAUUGAAAGUUUAAAGAAUCCCAUAUGUAGAGAUCCUGAAACGCCAGUUAAGGAUACCUUGAUCCCUACUCCGCAGGCCCCCAGCAUUGCUUUCCCCCUGGCUAACCCUCCUGUGGCACCAGAGCCCAAAGAAAAGGUUGCUACUGAAGAUGAGAAGGCUGAUGAAGAAACAGAAAAACUCCGUAAAUUUCAGAUGUCUUCUCUUAAUCCUCAAGAAAGAAUUGAUUAUUGCCAUCUGAUUGAGCAAUUAGGUGGAAUAGUACUUGAGAAACAGUACUUUGAUCCAAGUUGCACACACAUUGUUGUGGGACAUCCUCUUCGGAAUGAAAAAUUCUUGGCUUCGAUGGCUGCUGGAAAGUGGGUGCUUCAUCGUUCCUACCUGGAGGCAUGUAGAGGAGCUGGCUGCUUUGUUCAGGAAGAAGACUAUGAGUGGGGAAGUAACUCUGUACUUAAUGUUUUGUCUGGAAUCAAUGUAAACCAGAAGAAACUAGCACUGGCAGCCAUGAGGUGGAGGAAAAAAAUCCACAAAGGGAGGCAAGAAACGGGUGUUGUUGAGGGAGCUUUCAGUGGUUGGAAAGUGAUCCUGAACGUUGAUCAAACCAAGGAAGCGGGAUUCAGGCGCCUUCUUCAGUCAGGAGGAGCAAAAGUGUUUUCUGGCCAUUCUGCAUCUCUCUUUAAAGAAGCAACUCACCUCUUUGCUGACUUCAGUAAGCUGAAGCCGGAUGACUCCAGGGUUAAUGUGGCAGAGGCGGCAGCCCAGGGAGUGAACUGCCUCAAACCUGAGUACAUCGCUGACUACCUCGUCCAGGAUCCACCUCCCCCUAUGGAGUCUUACUGCCUGCCAGAAGCUGAGUCUUGCCUUCAGAAUAACUCAGAUCUUGGAACCGGAUUAUCCCAGAAGAGAAAAGCACUGGGAGAAAUGAGCAGAGUCAAGCGAUCCAGAAUACACUAAAGCAUAUUCUCUGUUCUUAAUUUGUACAUUUUUAAAUAUUUAUAUUUUCUCAU